Penaeus indicus is the source of this 1471-nucleotide messenger RNA. RefSeq names its product integrin-linked protein kinase homolog pat-4-like. The record is from RefSeq and is a predicted model, not a curated record. Gene Ontology annotation, biological process: signal transduction; protein phosphorylation. Gene Ontology annotation, molecular function: protein kinase activity; ATP binding; protein binding. NCBI's taxonomy places the organism in Eukaryota, Metazoa, Arthropoda, Malacostraca, Decapoda, Penaeidae. The transcript has 7 exons. Bases 16 to 1167 code for a protein of 383 amino acids. Gene Ontology annotation, cellular component: cytoplasm.
UCUCAGUGAUAUUUAAUGGACUCUUAUUGCUUAAUGUUUUCCCAGCAUUUAAAGUCACAUCAUACCUUCCAGCUGAUAAGACACAAGGCAGAUGUUAACUUCAUCAAUGAGCAUGGAAACACCCCACUACACUAUGCCUGCUUCUGGGGCUAUCAGUUGAUUGCUGAGGACCUUGUACAGGCUGGGGCAUCAGUGUCCAUUGCCAACAAGUAUGGGGAGGUUCCAUUGGAUAAAUGCAAAGGAGCCAUGGCAAAGAAGCUUCACAGCUUGGCAGUUGACUGCGGCCAAAACCUUGAGAAGGUUGCCUUCAAAGAUCAGAGCUGGCUUGGCCUGAAGACUCGUAGCCGUGACCCUACCCUCUCCAGGCACAAAGGCAUUAAUAUCAAUGAACUGGCACUUCACACCAAGAUUGCUGUAAGUCCUUCCGGAGAGAUGUGGCGUGGGAAGUGGCAAGGGAAUGAAAUUGUUGCAAAAAUUCUGGCUCUAAGAGAAUGCUCUCCUCGAGUGUGCCGUGAUUUCAACGAGGAGUUCCCGAGGCUAAGAAUCUUCUCACAUCCCAACGUCCUGCCAGUUGUCGGCUGCUCUAAUUCUCCUCCAAACUUGGUGGUCAUCACACAGUUUCUCCCUUAUGGAUCUCUCUAUCAGCUGUUGCACCAGGAAACAUCAGUUGUUGUGGACACGGCACAGGCUCUCAAGUUUGCCCUGGACAUUGCGCGGGGUAUGGCUUUCAUCCACUCUUUGGAAAAGCUGGUGCCCAAUCUAUACUUGUCCUCAAAGCAUAUAAUGAUCGAUGAUGAUUUGACAGCUCGCAUAAACAUGGCAGAUGCAAAGUUUUCAUUCCAAGAAAGAGGCAAGAUUUAUUCGCCUCAGUGGUUCUCCCCAGAAGCUCUGCAGAAGAAACCAAAAGAUCUGAAUGUGAAGGCAGCAGAUAUGUGGAGCUUUGCAGUAACCCUUUGGGAGAUGGCGACACGUGAGGUUCCAUUUGCUGAUCUUACGCCAAUGGAAGCAGGAAUGAAGAUUGCCACAGAGGGCCUUCGUGUCAGUGUUCCACCAGGCAUAUCUCCGCACAUAUCAAAGUUGGUUCGAAUUUGCAUGAAUGAAGAUCCUGGCAAACGACCAUCCUUUGAUAUGAUCUUGCCCAUAUUGGAGAAAAUGUGCACACAGUAAAUGCCCAUAAUUCUCUGAGAGGAAACUAAACCUGAUGUCAUUUUUGACAUGCCUUGAAGAUCACAUUCUGGAGAAAUGUCUUUGGGUAUUAUGUUUUCCUUAUUCAUUUGUUGAGGGGUGUAACAGAUUUUCAGAUUUUACAAUUUGCUUGAAGAGGAUGUUGUUUAACUGAGUAUUAAUACUUUUUUGGCCACUAAUUUUGCAUGGAUAUAUGAAUUCAUUUCAGAUUUCAUAGUCAUAUAGCCUUUUUUCAAUAAUGUAGUCUUAAAAAAAAGUUUUAAUAAAUAUAUAUUUUGUCACAAAG